AUAACUAAAUUGUAAAAAAAUUAACUAAAAUUAACAUGGAAGCAAAAACUAUAAUCUAUAUAAAAAUAACUCUGAUUUGAUGACGUCAUAUAUGACUUUUGAACGUUGAACGAACCUUUUACUUAUAUUAUGUAUUUAUUUGUUAAUUGUUAUGGAUUGACUUCUGAAUUGUCCACCACAAAACUAGUUUGGUUUUGCGCUAACAAACUAAAUCGUCUCAAUGUUGAUUUAAUGAGGAAUUGUUCUCUCCAGUCCUGUUGGGGGCAGUAAUGCACCAUAAGCCGGUUCGUCAUCUGCCAUUUAACUGCAUUAAAAGAAGCACGGCUGUCUCGAGCUUAAGUGCAUAUAAAUGUUGAUAUCAAAACUUUAUUCCCAAUUGCCAUUUCGUUUAGGCUGAAUUUAUUGGCAAAUAUGUUAUUUUAAUAUCAAGCAUUGUGAUUUAAAGUCAAUACGCGCCAUUCGUACAACAGUACAUCUCAGACUUUGAGAAGAAACUUUACGUCAUGUCUUCCCUGCUUCUGAGGAUUUUAUACGGGUUUUCUCCACCACUGUACAGGCAGUUAUUCAAGUGGCCGUUUGUCUUAGCGGCUGGCAAGAAAGAUCUCAUUGAUCUGCCUGUAUUAAAUGAAGAAGAUCUGGAGGAGCAAUUCGUCAGAGGAUCAGGACCUGGAGGACAAGCCACCAACAAAACCAGCAACUGUGUGGUGCUCAAACACAUCCCCACAGGCAUUGUAGUGAAGUGUCAUCAGACCAGAUCAGUGACCCACAACAGAAAACUGGCCCGAGACAUUUUAAGAGAGAAACUGGAGGUGGAGUAUAAAGGCGAGGAAAGUGAACUGCUGAGAAGACAAAGGGAAUCCAUACAGAAGAAACAGAAGAAGCGGAGAAAAGUGAAUGAAAACAUUGAGAAAAAGAGAAGAUUCAAAGAGACCCUAAAGGCAGGAGGAGGAGAUUUCAGAAUCAAAAGUCAAGAACCUUGACAACAGACUCUUGUCAUACAUUUACUAGCUGUACGUGUUAGUUUGCCUUUACACAAUCGGUUGAAGGAUAUAACCUGUAAAUAAACAAUGAGAAAUUGAAUUAUUAAAGACCUGAAUGCAGUGUUGGCUCGGUCUUCAGACCAUUUUUUGUGAAGGUCUCUGGGAUUUUAUUUCAAGACCACAACUGUGGGCAUAUCACGUUU
This is a messenger RNA of Triplophysa rosa, 1183 nucleotides long. It is a transcript of the gene mtrfr, whose product is annotated as mitochondrial translation release factor in rescue. Gene Ontology annotation, biological process: translational termination. Gene Ontology annotation, cellular component: mitochondrion. The transcript is spliced from 2 exons. NCBI's taxonomy places the organism in Eukaryota, Metazoa, Chordata, Actinopteri, Cypriniformes, Nemacheilidae. Gene Ontology annotation, molecular function: translation release factor activity. The record is from RefSeq and is a predicted model, not a curated record. The coding region runs from base 504 to 980 and encodes 158 amino acids.